This is a messenger RNA of Solanum lycopersicum (tomato), 1685 nucleotides long. RefSeq names its product F-box/kelch-repeat protein OR23. The record is from RefSeq and is a predicted model, not a curated record. Gene Ontology annotation, molecular function: protein binding. Lineage: Eukaryota; Viridiplantae; Streptophyta; Magnoliopsida; Solanales; Solanaceae.
CUGUGUGGUAUAUUUUUUGUUUUUACAAGUCAAAAAGUUGUUAAAGAAGCAAACUCCACAAGCAGCCCCUCUCAUAGUGAGUCACCCAGUAUCUCUGUUUCUUCAAUUGUCUCAACCGCCAUUGAUGACAUACCAGAAAAACUCUGUUGAUUGAACAGGGUAGAGUUUCUUAUCCUCUCUAUGUUUAAAUUUCCACAAAAAGAUUGGGUUUUUUUUCAUACAGAAGCAAAAUUGUUACGUGGGGUUCAUUCAGAUUAACCCAUGGCUCCUCCUUCUUCAACAACUGUUACAAAUCAACUACAAACCCUAAACCCAACUAUAAUCCCUGGUCUACCAAACGAUUUAGCAGCGAUUAUACUUGUAUUCGUUCCUUACUCUCAUCAUUCACGUCUUAAAUCCAUUUGUAAAUCAUGGAAGCAAUUUUUCUCUUCCAAAAUCAUCAUUUCUCUGCGGCAAAAGCAUCUCCCACCAUCUACCCUGUCUCCUCUUCUCUGUAUAUUCCCACAAGAUCCUUUAAUUGCUUCGCCUUACCUGUUUGACCCUAGAAAUCUUGCGUGGUCUCCACUUCCACCGAUGCCUUGUAACCCUCAUGUAUAUGGGCUUUGUAAUUUUACAUCGAUUUGUAUCGGCUCUCAUUUGUAUGUGUUAGGUGGGUCGCUUUUUGAUACACGAUCUUACCCUCUUGAUUACCCAUGUCCUUCAUCCUCUGCGUUUAGGUUUGAUUUUGGGAGUUCUUCAUGGGAGACGUUGGCGCCUAUGAUUAACCCUAGGGGGAGUUUUGCCUGUGCUGCGGCACCUAAUUUGGAUAAGAUUUUGGUGGCGGGUGGUGGGUCUCGGCAUACGAUGUUUGGGGCGGCUGGGAGUAGGAUGAGUUCAGUGGAGAUGUAUGAUAUUAGGAAAGAUGAGUGGGUUCCAUUGGAUGGGUUACCUAGGUUUAGAGCAGGGUGUGUUGGGUUCUUUGUUGGGAAUGGAGAGGAGAGAGAAUUUUGGGUGAUGGGUGGAUAUGGCGAGUCGAGGACAGUCUCCGGUGUGUUUCCUGUGGAUCAAUAUUAUAGGGAUGUUUUAGUGAUGGAAAUGAAGAAUGGUGGGAAGUGGAGGGAGCUUGGGGAUAUGUGGGAAGAAGGGGAAAGGUGGAAGCUUGGAAAGAUUGUGGUGCUUGAGGAUGUGCCUUCGGAACCUCCUGCGGUAUUCAUGCUCGACCGAGGAGAUAUUUUCAGCUACAUAAUGGCUUCCAAUAGUUGGGUAAAGGAAACAAGUCUGCCAAGAAAAGCAUCAGAUGAAUCCUCUGUUGGCUUUGUUGCAUUGGAUGGGGAGCUGCAUGUGAUGACUCAUUUAAACGUGGUUAAAUCAAAGGAGUGCCAAAGAUUAAGGCAGCAGAAAAGGUCAGCAACUAUGCUUGUACAAAUAUACCAUCCUAGGACGAAGUCAUGGAGGUCUGUCACUACAAGGUCACCAUUUCAUCACCCUUUGGAUUUCAAAACUGCAGUUAUGUGCACCAUUCGUCUGUAGAUCUAUAUUGUUGCAUUGGUGUGCCUAUGAAGCAGUUGUUUGGUUUAGUGGAUAUUCCUUCGUUACCUAUUGUGAAUGGCAUUGUGUAUAUCUUGCAUUGACAUGUUCUUAUUGUCAGAGUUACUACUGUAAAUGCAACUGUAAUAAAUGUAAUUCUUCUCAUCUCUUUCUCUUUA